GUAUCCUCCUUCCUUUUCUGUCCCCUCAGCGGAAGUAGACGUGCUUGUCUAUUCCGUUCCUUAUAUUUUUAAUUUCACUUCACAAGCGCCGCUUAUUCCCCCCCUUGCCCUUAGGAUAAACGCAACCUAAGGCCAAAGCCAAAAUGGACGACUAAACUUCCCAUUAUAUUAUUAUCUUUUUUUAUUUUACUUCAGUUUAAUGGACCGGAUGAUUGUCACCUCCAACUGUGAUUCUCACAGCUUUGUAGGGGAGGGAGCUGUAUUCCGUGGGGAGGCCGGCUUGUCCAAGGGUUGUGAUGAAGUUUGCCCAGCCCUUGGAAAGCCAGCGGCUGUCAUUUCUUCUGAGAAAUGCAGCUUCUAGGGAGGUUCAGAUGUGGAAGGCGUUCGUGUCAAAAAUCCCAUCUAAUCAGGAUACACAUGUCUCGCUGCCCCAGAGGGAUGAAGCUGUCAGGUGGCUUGUUGACCUGCACAGAAACAUCAAGCUUUACCCAGAGACCCUCUCCCUGGCUAUCAGCAUUUUGGACAGGUUUUUAACCACCGUCAAAGCCCGUCCAAAAUACCUUCGCUGCAUCGCCAUCUCCUGCUUCUUUUUGGCCAUCAAGACGGUCGAAGAGGAUGAGUGCAUCCCGUCCCUGCAGGAUUUGGCUAAGACCAGCAGAUGUGGCUGUUCUCCAUCUGAAAUCCUGAGAAUGGAGAGGAUCAUACUGGAUAAACUGAACUGGGAUCUGCACACAGCAACAGCACUGGAUUUCCUACACAUAUUCUAUGCGAUGAUGCUGUCGUGCGAGUGCCGUCUCCCUCUGGGUCUGCUGGGCAUGAAUGCGCCCCAGCACGUCUCGCUGCUCACUCAGCAGCUGCACCACUGCCUCGCAGACCACAGGGUGCUGCAGAUGAAAGGCUCCAUGUUAGCUGUUGCCAUCAUCAGCCUGGAGGUCGAGAAGUGCUGUCCUGAUUGGCUGGUCCUCACUAUCGACCUACUCAAAAAGGCAGAGAUCGACAGCUCCCAGAUAAUCCAGUGUCGAGAGCUGGUAGCACGUUCGCUGCCUCCACACCAAGCCUCCCUGCCUCCCAACACUCUAUACAUAUACCAGCCCCUGCAGCAAAGCCAAGCAUCUUGCAGCUGGGGACCCCCACUGUCUCAGCACCACCUUCCUGGAUCACCCCCAUUGUCAUCCCGAAGGGGCAAAUGGGUCCACCUUUGCCCCGGUCUUACUCGGCCCUGCGUCCCAGGCCGUCUUCGUAAUCGCCCUCUCCAUUUGUCCCGCAAGCACUCUGCCAAGCGCAAGGUGGAGGAGAUGGAAGUGGACGAGUUUUAUGACGGAAUCCGAUGCCUCUACAGCGAAGACGGCAACCAGGAGGGGGCAGCGGGGGAGGGGCAGGGCCUUGCCUGCAGUUCCUCGCUGGGGUGGCAGGACGGCAGCCUCUCACCCUGCCCCCCGCUGCAACCCGCCAUCGGCGUCAUCUAAAAGAGAAAGAAAACAGGCCUUCUCUUAAUAAAUAACGUGCAGAGCAGAAGACAAUUCCACAGUCAUAGGCGUUAUCUCUCCAGGCUAGACUGAGCCAAAAAUACAAAAAAAAAUGCUUCUUAUUGAUUUUGAACUAUUUAAGCACCAAUUAAAAUAAAGAAAAAAAAAACCCAUAUAUACUUUUCUUUCUUUUUAAGAUAGCGUUGAUUUCCAUGAUUCCUGAAAUGCCUUUAAAAUCUCAUGUCUCCUGUGUUACGGCUUUUCUCACUGCAUAUUGUAUUGUGUUGUUUCAAGCUAGUCAUGGAACAUGCUUGAAAGAAUGUGGUACACUGUGUUGUCAAUGUCAGCAGUUUGCUGGUCCCCACUAAAAUGAAUAGUCUGACUUUGUUUCGUCUUCCACUACUCGUUGAGCAAUGCUCCUUAGUAUGUUUUAGGAGUUUGCAGAAAGUGUUACUACUAAGCUAAGGAUGCAGCAUGUUCUUAUCACUGUUAAAGAAGAGGAUCCGUGAUAGAUGAAAUAAAAGCAAUGUGAUAUGUUGCACUGAUCGGAAUCCACGGCAUUUUCCAUUGCGGUUUAUAAAUGCUAGCUCACUGUCUAAUAAAAUUAUCUUUCUAUGCCAGGUCAUGAUAAUUACCUUUGUACUGUGGAAAUGUCUGGGACACCAAUAAAGAAACAAAUCCAAAUAUUA
This is a messenger RNA of Brienomyrus brachyistius, 2155 nucleotides long. RefSeq names its product cyclin I (gene ccni). The record is from RefSeq and is a predicted model, not a curated record. Gene Ontology annotation, cellular component: nucleus; cyclin-dependent protein kinase holoenzyme complex; cytoplasm. The transcript is spliced from 7 exons. NCBI's taxonomy places the organism in Eukaryota, Metazoa, Chordata, Actinopteri, Osteoglossiformes, Mormyridae. Gene Ontology annotation, molecular function: cyclin-dependent protein serine/threonine kinase regulator activity. Gene Ontology annotation, biological process: mitotic cell cycle phase transition; regulation of cyclin-dependent protein serine/threonine kinase activity. Bases 297 to 1466 code for a protein of 389 amino acids.